UCGUCUCCAUCACAAAAACUAAGAACGUCCUUCAAAAGGACGAGUAUGAAUACUUGUAAUCACGGUCCAAAGUUGUGUUAUGAUACGUGAUAUAAGACUGAAAAUACUGUCCUCAUACGAACACAACGCGCAGAGGGAAACACCUCCGCCAGUGGCGGUAUAUAAUAGCGACGAAAGUCAUUUCCCCUGACAGUCACUAGGCCGUGGUCUUCGGCACAGGCAGCAUGCUCACAUUUGGCCCGUCUGAUCUCUUGAAGGUACUGGCGUUGCUUGGAGCCAUCAUCAUGGCGACGAUGGCUUCGCCAGACGGUACUUACCACGGCCACCAUCACGAUUCUUAUCACCAUGGCCAUCAAUCUCAUCAUGAUCCCUACCACGGCCACCACAAACCCUAUUACUUCGACUACAAGGCCCACGACUAUUACGGUGGCAGCUAUCACCAUUCACAGAAGUCAGACGGCUACAACAAACAGGCUGCUUAUGAUGUUUAUUAUCCAGAUGGUAAAUCGACGCUCUCUGUGAAGAUUGGUAAACAUUAAUCAGACUACCGUUUGCCUCCAGUCACCAAAUAAAGUCUAUCAAUAUGGACGAAAGUGUGCUACAAUAUGGAUCUGUAUCACGUUUAUAAAUAAAAAGAAUAUUACAGUGU
This is a messenger RNA of Macrobrachium nipponense, 649 nucleotides long. Its product is annotated as histidine-rich glycoprotein-like. NCBI's taxonomy places the organism in Eukaryota, Metazoa, Arthropoda, Malacostraca, Decapoda, Palaemonidae. The record is from RefSeq and is a predicted model, not a curated record. The coding region runs from base 225 to 539 and encodes 104 amino acids. The transcript has 3 exons.